AUGAACCGGGCUAUAGUUCCCAUUUGUAUCGCAAAUAGUGGCAGCGCUGGUGUCGCUUCACACACUCUAGUUCCGCUAUUCACCGCUAAUCGCCGCAAUAGGCUUCGGUUGGCCACCGAGUCCUCUAUUUGGCGAAGCGCGUAUACGUCAGCACGCGCCGUAAAAAAAGCACGCAAAAGCGUCGAUCAUGUGAUCAGUCGACACAUCGAAACGGGUCAAGCACAACAGAACGCGGCGUCCCGCUCGCACCCGCGGCGCCGCGCGCAUGGCGUCCCCGUCGCGAGUCGCGCACGUGGUUUUCGGCGGUCCCGCGGAGGGCCACGGCGGGUAGCCGGGGGCGGGGGCGAGGCAGACGGAGGACUAGAAUGCCACAUCCCGUCGCGGCCCAUGCCGACCGGCUGCGUUGCCCGCGGAAAAAUCGCGCGCCGAUUACAAGUGGCUCGUAACGAAGUCGGCCCCGCGGCGAGAGAGGCGCGGCAAAGCAGGCUGAGGGGUGGUCGCGGGGGCGCGCGGGGGCUAGCGAGCGAGGGUGGUGGCGCGGUGGGCCGCGAGCUCUCAGUCGUCCGUCUGGAGUCGCGGCGGCCGGCCGUGCCGCGCGGCGCAAUACACGUUCCUCGUGCUCUUGUGAUUGUAAAUUUAAUAAGACAAAAUUUCAAAAAUAAUAAUUAA
This is a messenger RNA of Leptosia nina, 669 nucleotides long. Lineage: Eukaryota; Metazoa; Arthropoda; Insecta; Lepidoptera; Pieridae. The record is from the annotation of a GenBank genome assembly.